AUGUAUUUGAAGGCAGAGCCAGGAUUAGGUGUUCUGACNCUGACAGCCAUCACCUUGGAAAGAUGGCAUACCAUCACCCACGCCAUGCAGCUGGACUGCAAGGUGCAGCUCCGCCAUGCUGCCAGUGUCAUGGUGAUGGGCUGGAUCUUUGCUUUUAUAGCUGCCCUCUUUCCCAUCUUUGGAGUCAGCAGCUACAUGAAGGUGAGCAUCUGCCUGCCCAUGGAUAUUGAUAGCCCUUUGUCACAGCUGUAUGUCAUGUCCCUCCUUGUCCUCAAUGUCUUGGCCUUUGUGGUCAUCUGUGGCUGCUACACUCACAUCUACCUCACAGUGAGGAAUCCUAACAUCAUGUCCUCCUCUAGUGACACCAAGAUUGCCAAGCGCAUGGCUAUGCUCAUCUUCACUGACUUCCUCUGCAUGGCGCCCAUUUCUUUCUUUGCCAUUUCUGCCUCCCUCAAGGUGCCCCUCAUCACUGUAUCCAAGGCAAAGAUCCUUCUGGUUCUGUUCUACCCCAUCAACUCUUGUGCCAACCCCUUCCUUUAUGCCAUCUUCACCAAGAACUUUCGCAGGGAUUUCUUCACUCUGCUGAGCAAGUUUGGCUGCUAUGAAAUGCAAGCCCAGAUUUAUAGGACAGAAACCUUAUCCACUGUCCACAACUCCCAUCCAAGGAAUGGCCACUGCUCUUUAUCUCCCAGAGCCACCAACAGCUCCAGUUACACACUUGUCCCUCUAAGCCAUUUAGCCAAAAACUAAAACACAAUGUGAAAAUGUAUUUGAGUGCUGAAUGACAAUUUCCUUGACUUUGAAGAAUAUGUCACGGGACAGCUGCUAGAAUGCAUCUACAUAUUCCAUCUACUUUAUCCUUCCUGGCAUACCUGUAAUGUAAAUGGGCCACAAACUAUUAAUCCCAUGUGAUAGAUUAGGAAGCUGACUUAUUAAUAAAAAGAAUAAUUAAAAU
Molecule: messenger RNA, 955 nt
Organism: Galeopterus variegatus (Sunda flying lemur)
Lineage: Eukaryota; Metazoa; Chordata; Mammalia; Dermoptera; Cynocephalidae
Product: follicle-stimulating hormone receptor-like
Exons: 2
Coding region: 1-750 (249 amino acids)
Biological process (GO): follicle-stimulating hormone signaling pathway; male gonad development
Cellular component (GO): membrane
Molecular function (GO): G protein-coupled receptor activity; follicle-stimulating hormone receptor activity
Source: RefSeq, a predicted model, not a curated record